Molecule: messenger RNA, 405 nt
Organism: Aspergillus japonicus CBS 114.51
Lineage: Eukaryota; Fungi; Ascomycota; Eurotiomycetes; Eurotiales; Aspergillaceae
Exons: 1
Coding region: 1-405 (134 amino acids)
Source: RefSeq, a predicted model, not a curated record
AUGAAAAUCAACACUCUCUUCUCCCUUCUGCUCGCCACCCUCUCGACGGGGGUGACCUCCACCCCAAUUCCCAACGCGGACCCCGAUCCUCAAGCCCACGGUUCCAUCCAAUCCAUCAACCUCGACAGCAGAUCCGUGCACAAUGUCGACCCCCUCCGCAAGCUCCCGGACAUCCACACCCGGUCCCUCGACCUGCCGCUGGCGGCCGAGCUAUUCAGCCGCGAAGAGGGAACCCCUCGGAACGACGACGACGACAACACGCUCUACACCCUCCUCACGCGGGACAACACCCCCAACGAGAACAAGAACGACGACAACAACAACAACGAGGAAGACGCGAUAACCAACCUAACCCCACGGACCUCCACCUCCGCCCACCAAACCAUCGAAGAAACCAGCACCUAG